Aphis gossypii (cotton aphid) is the source of this 1241-nucleotide messenger RNA. RefSeq names its product RNA polymerase-associated protein CTR9 homolog. Bases 216 to 1241 code for a protein of 341 amino acids. Gene Ontology annotation, biological process: regulation of DNA-templated transcription. Gene Ontology annotation, cellular component: Cdc73/Paf1 complex. The record is from RefSeq and is a predicted model, not a curated record. Gene Ontology annotation, molecular function: RNA polymerase II complex binding. The transcript has 5 exons. NCBI's taxonomy places the organism in Eukaryota, Metazoa, Arthropoda, Insecta, Hemiptera, Aphididae.
ACGUUCAGAUUUACAUAUAUGGAUCAACUUAGCAAUAUGUUUUAUGUUUUAUUAUAUUUUAAACAUUAAUAUAGAAUAAUUUUUUUAUUUAUUUUUUUUUUCAAAACAUUUAGUUGGAGUAUUAUAAAAUAAACAAUUCAGUUGCUUUUGUUAAGUUGUUGGAAUCAUCACUCAGUAGUUCAAAUUUGAAAUAUAAAGACAGUAAUAAAGACCAAAUGAGAGCUUUAGAUAUGUUAGCAGCAUAUUAUGUACAAACAGCUAAACGAGAAAAGAAUAAAGAUGAACGUAUCAAACUCAUUUCUAGGGCAACUCAACUAUAUAAAACAGGAGAUAAAAUAAUAAUUCAUGAUGUGAAUCAUUUAUUGGGUCGUGGUUUUUUCUAUUUACUGGAUAGUAAUAAAAUCGAUCAGGCCAAUACACAGUUCAAUUCUGUAUUGAACCAAUCACUGAAUAAUAUACCAGCUCAACUAGGCAAAGCAUAUAUUGCAUUUAAUAGGAAGGAUUACAGAGGGUCCCUAACAUAUUUUAAAAAAGUAUUACGCUCUAAUCCAAAUUUUCCUACUGAUGUAAGAUUAGGUUUGGCACAUUGUUUCUUAAAGCUGGGAAACAUAGAAAAAGCACGUUUAUCGUUUGAACGUACUUUAGAGUUGGACUCUAAAUGUGUGGAUGCAUUAGUGAGUCUAGGUAUCAUGAAGUUGAAUAGUGAAUGUCUUAGUGACAUAGAACUUGGUGUAAAUUUGCUGUCUGAAGCUUAUAAGAUUGAUCCAACAAAUCCAUUGGUGUUAAAUCAUUUAUCUAAUCAUUUUUUCUCUAAAAAAAAUUACAAAACAUCUCAAACACUUGCCUAUCAUGCAUUACAAAACACAGAAAAUGAAACUAUAAAAGCUAAGAGUUGUUAUAAUAUAGCUAAAUGUUUUCAUGCAGAGAAUGAUUAUGAACGAGCAUUUCAAUACUAUUAUCAAGCCACACAGUUUGCAUCUAUAAAAUUUGUUCUUCCAUAUUUUGGUCUAGGUCAAAUGUAUACUAAUAGAGGUGACAUAGAAAAUGCUGCUCAGUGUUUUGAAAAAGUUCUUAAAACUGUACCGAAUAGUUAUGAAUCUAUGAAAAUCCUUGGAUUGUUAUAUGCUGAUUCAAAAAAUCAACAGAAAAGAGAUAUUGUUAAAAUUUAUUUAAAAAAAGUAUGUGAUAAAAUAGUUAUUUUAUUAUUUUGUUGGAAUCAUCACUCAGUAGUUCAAAUUUGA